Messenger RNA from Eucalyptus grandis, 1128 nucleotides. RefSeq lists its product as uncharacterized. NCBI's taxonomy places the organism in Eukaryota, Viridiplantae, Streptophyta, Magnoliopsida, Myrtales, Myrtaceae. The record is from RefSeq and is a predicted model, not a curated record.
AUAAUUCCCUCCCUUCCUUCAACAGCAAGCCAGGAUAAAGAGAGAUCAACCUGGUUAAAAUCCCUAAUCAGCCCUGGUCUUUCCACGACCGGCUAACGAGGAAAUUCUCAUCUCAAAGCAACCGCUAUAAGUAACCAUUUCCAGGGUUCUUUCCGCAUUGCUAGAAUCCAAAUCUCUCUACCAUGAAGUACAAUGAGAUCUCCCACUUCAGCCACCCCCAACACAUCCUGAAGUUCGAGUACACCGAGUUCCCGUUCAAAUGCGACGGAUGCAAGGAGAUCGGCAUCGGGUCACGCUACAGCUGCGCCGCGUGCAACUUUGAUCUCCAUUCCCACUGCGCCAUCCCGUCCGCGACGAUAUCUCACCUUUACCCCAAGUGCUCCUUCCAGUUCAUGUCGAGGCCUCCGACGGAGGAUGGGCCCCGCUACUGCAAUGCAUGCGAGAAGGACGUGACGGGCUUCGUCUACCACUGCCGGGCCUGCGGGUUCGACCUCCACCCGUGCUGUGCAAAGCUGCCGAUGGUGCUGGACGACGGCGAGGUGAAGCUCUACUUGUAUAGGAAGGUGAGUGCGUCUUGCCAUAAGUGUGGGAAGAAAGGGAGGAGCUGGUGCUAUAGGUCCAGCUGCAAGAGGUACAAUUUGCAUGUGGCUUGUGUGAGGGAGAUGCUGGUGGAGAGUUGGCAUGAUAUAUAUGUUGGGCUUGGGAAAGGCGGUGGCAGCAGCGGUGGCAGCGGCGGCGGCGGCGCUAGGAGAGGGCUUCCGACUAGAAUCCCCAGCUUGAAGGACACGCUUCAGACACCACAUAACAGGGGCAAGAGCAAGAAGAAGAAGUGUUGUGAGAUGGCCGGUUUGGCUCUUCAAUUCGUGAUAUCCGCGGUGCUAGGUGACCCGACAACCCUCAUCGCCGGCGUUAUCGGCUCACUUAUGUCUCGAGCAUGACCGGCGAUGUGUUGAUCAGGGGUGGAUGCUGAAUUUACUUUUUAAGGAUAUAAAGAACAUGCAUGCGAAACGAUUUGGACGUGUUUAGAUGGUGCGUGCAUGCAUGCCUGCCUGCUAAUAUGGUCUUUAUUUGGUUAUGAUCAAGUGUCCGUACACUCCUCCGUUGUAAAAAGACCUGUUCACCGCUUUA